This is a messenger RNA of Penicillium argentinense, 1902 nucleotides long. RefSeq lists its product as uncharacterized. Gene Ontology annotation, cellular component: membrane. Gene Ontology annotation, molecular function: transmembrane transporter activity. NCBI's taxonomy places the organism in Eukaryota, Fungi, Ascomycota, Eurotiomycetes, Eurotiales, Aspergillaceae. Gene Ontology annotation, biological process: transmembrane transport. The transcript has 4 exons. The record is from RefSeq and is a predicted model, not a curated record. The coding region runs from base 1 to 1902 and encodes 633 amino acids.
AUGUCGAGAGAGACCGAGCACCAGAAUGGGGUCGCCCUCGAGCCCAGACUCUCCGUGCAAAAGGAAGGCGAUCGGGAAAUUGGUAAUGACAGCUGCGCUGGCGAGGCCCUGGACGUCGUUCUCGACCCGAAAAAGGAACAGAAGUUGCUCGUGAAGUUGGAUGCCGCCUUUGUGCCCAUCAUCAUGCUGACGUAUCUAUCUUGUUUCUUGGAUCGGUCGAAUAUCGGAAACGUCAAGGUUGCCCAUAUGCCCGAGGAUAUCAACGCCUCUGACAACCAAUUCUCCAUUGCUGUCUCCAUCUUUUACGUGACCUACGUACUAUUUGAGUCCCCGUGGGCAGUGCUCAUGAAGAAAUUGACGCCCCGGAAUAUCCUGACAGCGCUUUGUAUUGUCUGGUCCUUGACCACCAUUUUUACCGGCUUUAUCGAGUCGGUGGGCUCGCUGUACGCCACACGCCUCAUCCUAGGGGCAUGCGAAGCCGGCUUGUUCCCCUGUCUGAACCUCUAUCUGACAAUGGUCUAUCGCCGUGAGGAGCAAGCGAAACGGGUGUCAUAUCUGAUGAGCUGUGCCGCGAUCUCCGGGGCAGUUGGGGGUCUGCUAGCAUAUGGUCUUCUGCAUAUGGAUGGGAUUGGAGGCAAAGCAGGGUGGAGAUGGGUGUAUAUCAUCGAAGGCCUGUUUAGCGCCAUGUGCGCUAUCUUGAUCUGGUUUGGCCUGCCCAACAAUCCAGCCGAAGCCUACUUCCUCAAUGAAGAGGAAAGGUGGAUGAUGCGCGUGCGGAAUGAACAGCGUCGCAAGUAUAUGGGAAGCGACAAGUUCAGCUGGGAAGAGAUGCGGAUCGCCCUGAGCGACCCAAAACUCUUUUGCUCCGGAGUGAUCCAGUUCUGUCAGGAUAUCCUGCUGUAUGGAUUCAGUACCUUUUUGCCAACCAUCUUGCAAGGAAUGGGUUACGACUCGCUCAUGAGCAAUGUGCUGACUGUCCCGGUCUAUAUCUGGGCAGCCAUCAUCUUCGUUGCGAUCGCAUUUUGCUCCGAUCGGUACUCCAAGUUUGCUUCUUUCAUCUUCACAACUAACAUCUUCGGAAUCAUUGGAUACAUUUUGCUCCUCACGGUCGGAAACACCGCGGUGCAGUACUUUGCGACAUUCCUGAUUGGCAUCACCACAUACACGGCCGUGGGACUAAAUGUGGCCUGGUUGAACGUCAACAUCGCUCCGCAGUAUCGGCGAGCCUUGGAAAUCGGACUCCAGCAGACAAUGGGCAAUUGCGCAGGGAUCGUGGCCGGCCAGGUGUACCGGGAGUCCCCAUAUGUCCUGGGCAAUGCAUUCUCCCUGGGCUCGCUAGUCGUGUCGCAGAUCGUUAUAACAUGCUUCGGCUUGUAUUUGCGACGCGAGAACAAAAUCAAAGAACAAAUAACUAGCGGAGAGAGGGAGGAUACGCGUCGUGUGCAGACCGGCGAUGGUGACGUGGACUUCAACGUCGCCCCAUGGGGAUGGGCAUGGGUAUGGGGGGAUUCGGACCCCCUUCUCGCAGGCAUAUCUACGGCGGGGGGAUGGGCGGAAUGGGAGUCUGUGGGCCUCCUCGCCGACAUUACGGAGGAGGAAUGGGCAUGGGGGGCGGGGGAUUCGGACCAGGCGGAGGCUGGGGAGGACCCCCUGGAGGUGGCGGGUUCAGUCUGGGGUUCUAUGGAGGAAGACACUAUGGAGGAAGACACUAUGGAGGAAGACACUAUGGAGGAAGACACGGCGGAGGUUAUGGUGGCGGAUUUGGAGGAGGCAGGCGAGGAGGAUACGGACGCCGGUGUUAGCGGAUUAGAAUGCACCAUGGUUGCCAUUCACGCCAGUCACUUGCGCAAGCUCGAUGCCACUGUAUUGAAUGACCUAUUAUCUGAGGAUGUGAGACAAUAA